CGUUGGAGUUAUUGGUUGGCGGUUGGCGUGCGUUAAGUGCGUCUACCGAACUCGACCACGAUAUCAACCGCGCGCUUCGCGUAGCUCUUGCUGUUUCUGUGUUCUGAUUAUUCGUGUGGCAAAUGUGCACCAUGUUAAUCUUGUGGCCAGCGUGAACAUAUGAUUCCUGGAACUCGAGUGGUGCUCAUCAGCUCGGUGAAACGGGCCAAGUGUUUGAAACCAGCCGCCUAGCUCUGUGGAACGAUGAGUGACGAGUUUCAGCAUCAGUUGGAACUGGAGAAGGCGGAACAAGAACGCCAACAGUCUGGCGGUUCCGAUCUAUACACUUACGUAGACCCCAAUGAUGGCACUGUUUACGAGUGGGACCACGAGAAACACGCUUGGUUUCCUAAGCUGACAGAGGAUUUUCUGGCUGCGUAUCAAGCAAACUAUGGCACGGCUGAGGGGACACCUUCCGAAGGAGCCAGUAGCGCCAGUGGCUCGAGCCAGGUGGCUGCCAUGCCAGAGAAGACGGCUCCCGCUUUAGAGAAUCGCGCAGAGGAUCCUUCGAAAAAGGCAGCCAAGGGAAAGCAAAGUGAACAAGGCUGGUUCGAGAUUGAUGACGCCCACAACACCCGGGUGUACGUGAGCAAUCUGCCGGAUGACAUUGACGAGGAAGAGUUCUUUGAGCUGAUGAGCAAGUGUGGCCUGGUGAUGAAGGACGAGAAGGGCCAGUUCAAGAUCAAGCUGUACCGCACGGCUGACGGCCAUCUCAAGGGAGACGCCCUGUGCUGCUAUAUUAAGGUGGAGUCUGUAGAGCUGGCACUCCGCAUCCUGGAUGGGUACCGCCUGCGAGACAAAGAGAUUCGUGUGGAGCGGGCCCGUUUCCAGCUGAAGGGUACGUACGACCCGACGAAGAAGCCCAAGAAGAAGAAGCAGGCCUCCAAGGACAAGGAGCGGCUUAAGAAGAAGAUCGAGAAGCUGUUUGACUGGCGGCCAGAGAAGCUGCGGGGCAUGCGAGACAAGCACGAGUGCACCGUGGUGCUCAAGAACAUGUUUGACACAAAGGAGUUCGAGAGUGACCCUACCUUGAUUCUGGAGUACCAAAAGGACCUUCGUGAAGAGUGCGGCCAGUUCGGAGAGGUCAAGAAGGUGGUCGUAUAUGAUCGGCAUCCUGAGGGCGUCGCCACGGUGACCUUCAAGGAGCCUGAGGAGGCAGAUGCCUGCAUCGGCAGAAUGAACGGCCGAUGGUUUGCCCAGCGCCAGUUGUCGGCAGAGACCUGGGAUGGUCGAACACGCUACAAGAUUUUUGAAACGGAAGAGGAACUUGAGGAACGACUGAAAAAGUGGGACGACUUCUUAGAAGCCGAUGACGACGAAAAAGCCAAAAGCAGCUCUUCAGACCCAUCAGCCGUUCCAUCGACGUCCGCGCCAAAGAGAGAGGCAGAAGACAGCAUAGAGGCUGAAAAUGGUGCCAGCGCACAAAAGAGGCCUAAGACAACAGAAGAAGCAGAUUGAAUGCACUUCAGAUGGACUAGCUUAAUUUUUUUUAUUUGUACAUAUAUUGAGGGUUGCUGUUUGGCUGUUAGUAAAGAAACGAGAGAGCACUUGUUUUCUUUUCUAGGUCAGACAUGUUGACUAUAUAAUGAGCAUGCUCUGGCUUAAAUGGUGGAAAAAGCUUGGUUUCUAGUGAGACUGAGCUAUAAA
Messenger RNA from Rhipicephalus microplus (southern cattle tick), 1686 nucleotides. RefSeq names its product RRM1_TatSF1_like and RRM2_TatSF1_like domain-containing protein barc (gene barc). The record is from RefSeq and is a predicted model, not a curated record. Gene Ontology annotation, cellular component: U2-type spliceosomal complex; U2 snRNP. NCBI's taxonomy places the organism in Eukaryota, Metazoa, Arthropoda, Arachnida, Ixodida, Ixodidae. Gene Ontology annotation, biological process: mRNA splicing, via spliceosome. Gene Ontology annotation, molecular function: RNA binding.